Messenger RNA from Harmonia axyridis, 1225 nucleotides. RefSeq names its product leucine-rich repeat-containing protein 15-like. The record is from RefSeq and is a predicted model, not a curated record. Gene Ontology annotation, molecular function: protein binding. Gene Ontology annotation, cellular component: plasma membrane. The transcript has a single exon. Lineage: Eukaryota; Metazoa; Arthropoda; Insecta; Coleoptera; Coccinellidae. Bases 93 to 1100 code for a protein of 335 amino acids.
AACUUCGACUUAGUGACGUCGAGAACAUUCUAAAACACGGUUCUAAAUUUAACGCAAUAACUUCGUGCAGACAGAAGUGACAUUUGUACACGAUGCACACGCUGGCCAUCCCAGCUCUCCUCAUCUCGCUCCUCCUCCCCCUAACAGUGUUUUGUGAAAAUUGUGAAAAGCCCUACAAUGUGGAGAUUCUAGUGAGCGAUGACGUGAACGGAGAUAUCAAGAAUUUGACGGCUCAAGGUGCCAUCACCCUGCACCAGGAUGUGUUUCAGGUCCUGGUGGCGAACCAGACGAUCAAGAAGCUGUGCCAGAACUAUGUCAUCAUCAACAACGAGCUCACGGUGCUGCAACUUCUCAACAACAGCAUCGAAGACAUAUCGCCUUCAGCCUUCAACAUCAGCGCCACCCUUGCCCUGCUCAAGAUAUCUGAAAACCCUUUGAACACCAUCAAAAAAGGAGUUUUUAACGAGGUUAGAACCAAGGAGUUGGACCUCUCCUACAACAACAUAGCAGUCAUUGAAGCUGACGCCUUGGAGAACAACACCUACCUGGAGAUCAUUAAGCUCAACCACAACUUCAUCAAAGAGUUCGAUCCUAACUGGUUUACCAAAACCCCUAAUGUUUACAAGAUCAGUGCUAUCUAUAACGAGAUGACCAAAAUUCCAGCCUAUGCAUUUGUUAACAUGACCAAGUCGAGACCUUUAAAGAUACGCCUAUCAGCCAAUAGGAUCGAAGAGAUCGACCCAAUGGCUUUAGAAGGUGCAGGUAUCAUUGACAUGCUCAAAUUAGGUGGAAACAGGAUCAGAGAACUGCCUGGACAACUCUUCGUCAAUAAAACCAUAAAAAGCCUUCAGGUUGACACCAACAAGCUCCAAUGCUUCCCUGAAGAAUUCUUCAACAGCACCCUGACUGAGUUGACGUUCGAAGAUAACACUUCUUUCGAUUGUGCUUGUCUGAUAAGGGUGAAGAAUUUCGUCGAAGAUAGGAAUGUGACAGUCGUAUAUCCUGCCAUCAUUUGUGAGGACAAAUCCAAAGGAGUACAGAUCGUUUUCAACAAAGAUAAGACUUUUAAAAUUCCAAUCAUUAAACCUUCUACAGUUUAGAUAGAGACACUUAUCAGUAUAUGAGACGCUUAAUUUUAAUUUUAUUCAUCUUGUUAUUUAUUGAAUCAGUUCAUCCUCAUUUACAUUUUCAAUUUUGAGCUGUAAAAAAUAAAUCAUUCUCAUCA